Molecule: messenger RNA, 5297 nt
Organism: Vicugna pacos (alpaca)
Lineage: Eukaryota; Metazoa; Chordata; Mammalia; Artiodactyla; Camelidae
Source: RefSeq, a predicted model, not a curated record
GGGAGGGCUGAAGCUGGGUGCUUGUGACUGGAAUUGAUGCUAAUGGCUGUUUGCUCCCUGGAAGGGCAGAGGUGUGGCAGGAGGUGGGGAACACUGAACCCUUCUCACCUGUGCGGGCUGGCGAAUCACAUCACAUUAACCAAGUCACCUCACUUAUCUGGGCUUUAAUUUUUUCCUCUUGCAAAAUGAGACAAAAUCAGGCAGCUUAGCUCCCUGGGUGGUUCAGAGAAUGUGAAACCCUUUAUAUUUUUGUCAAAUCGUGUUGGGUAGCAAAAAUCGACCCUGGUGGCAGGAUGUGGCAGGAAAACUUAGUCAGCAGGAAGGGCAAAGGCAGGCAGCUUGGUGGGAGGUUGGAGAGGGGAACCAGGACGGGCUGCAGGGCCGGACCCCCGGAGGUCGCCCCCCCAAGCUCAGAUCCAACCUGUAGUUGCAGAAAAAUACCUCUCACUCCGUCCUGACUCCAGCCUGGGGGGUCAGCCCCAGUCCAGGCCUCUGCCAUGUCCGGCCAGUCUUGGCCACUCCGUAUAUGUGAGCUAAGCUAGCCUGUGUCCUCUGUCUUGAGCCCCAGACUCAUACACCAGGCUGUCUCCUGGAACUCUCCCUGCAAGUGCCUGCGCUAACACUAACUUCACACACCCUGCACUGAGCCCUUCCGUGUUCUCUCUCUGUGAGCGCUCCACCCACCCGGUCACUUGGCUCAGAACCAUGGGCACCGGGACUGUCCCCCCCCCCGUGCCCGCCAGUGCUGUCACUUCCCCCAGACCUGCUUGGUCUCUUCCAUCCAGCUCUUCUCAUUUAUCCUGCAGGUUUUGUCAGAGUAAUCUCUAUGAAGCACAGCUCUGACCUCAUCCUUCCUCUAUUCCAGAAACUUCAGUGGCUCCCAGCUGCCUUAGGAUAAACUUCCAACCUCUUGCCAAUCUUUAAGUCUUACUCUCCCCUGCCAGCUGUUGUCUCAAGCCAAACUGAUCUCUGCACAUCCUUGCCCUGCCUUGCUGCCUUGCCUCGACUUCCUUGUGUUUACAUGCCAGCAUCUUAUUUCUGAAUGGGUGGGUCCCAGCUGCCCCCUGACCCGCCUUCCCUGGUGCAGCCUCCCUAGUGACUCAACUCGCUCCUGCCUGCAUCUCAGGAUAUCCCUCAGCAGGGAGCUUUGUGGGGUGUGGGGGGGAGUACCUCCCAGCCGGCAGCUGCAGCCUUGCCCCAGGCUGGCCCGGGUCGGGGAUGAGGUGAGAGAGGGCCUGGGGAGGACCUUUUGAGACAAAAGCCUCACUUCCUCUUCCUCGCAGGUGGGGGCAGCCUUCCAUCACUGAGAGCCCAGCUGUCAGCUGCCUCGCGGGAAGAUGCCGCAUCUGCCUGGCAGCGUGGGCAUGCGUGUGGCCACCGCCCUGGGAGCCCUCUGGUUCUGCCUCACAGGCGCUGUGGAAGUCCAGGUUCCCGAAGACCCCGUGGUGGCCCUGGUGGGCACCGACGCCACCCUUCGCUGCUCCUUCUCACCCGAACCCGGCUUCAGCCUGGCACAGCUCAACCUCACCUGGCAGCUGACAGACACCAAACAGCUGGUGCACAGCUUCGCCGAGGGCCGUGACCAGGGCAGCUCCUAUGCCAACCGCACCGCGCUCUUCCCGGACCUGCUGGCUCAGGGCAACGCGUCCCUGAGGCUGCAGCGCGUGCGCGUGGCUGACGAGGGCAGCUUCACCUGCUUCGUGAGCAUCCGGGACUUCGGCAGCGCCGCGGUCAGCCUGCAGGUGGCAGCCCCCUACUCAAAGCCCAGCAUGACCUUGGAGCCAAACAAGGACCUGCGGCCCGGGGACACGGUGACCAUCACAUGCUCCAGCUACCGGGGCUACCCCGAGGCAGAAGUGUUCUGGCAGGAUGGGCAGGGCGCGCCCUUGACCGGCAACGUGACCACGUCGCAGAUGGCCAACGAGCAGGGCUUGUUCGACGUGCGCAGCGUCCUGAGGGUGGUGCUGGGCGCGAAUGGCACGUACAGCUGCCUGGUGCGCAACCCCGUGCUGCAGCAGGACGCUCACGGCUCCGUCACCAUCACGGGUAGGAGGCAGACGAACAGCUGGGGAAGGAUGGAGGGGCCCCGCCUUUAGCUAGCGCCUGAGCUGGAAUUUAGGUAGGCUUGCGUGGCCAGAAGACUUUUUAAAAAAAUUUUCCCCCGUACAUUUCAGGUGUCUCAAACUCUCCCCCUAAAACUCUUUAAGGGACUUGCUCUGUCUAGCUGAUAAGAAUCAUUUAUAGCGUUUGCCCUCCCAAGUGUCUCGGGGGACUGAGUACCUGGCUGGGAUGUGGAGGUGGAUGUGGGAGUUCUGGGAAUCCUGCUUUCCUGUGGGAACUUCUCCAGGUGCUGGGAAGGUGUUGCUACGCCACCAUCUGAUGCUGGGCACCAUCUGACCGUGAGGCCCCGAGAGACAGCUGACCCUCUCCUGAUGGUCAGCCCUCCUCACCCCAUCAAUCAAUGUCAGCUCUCCUGUUGGAGGUGAGCUGGACCCAGGCAGCAACUGUAAUGGGCGGGCUUUCUCUGCUGCCCCCAUGUGGUCAAACACUAGAUCAGCGCUGCCCAUUUGGCGAUUUCUUCAAUCUCUGGUUUUGGGGUCCUAGCCCAGACACCCUUCCCUUCCUUUAGGACCCACCUCAGUGGGCACCCCUUGUGCCUGGAGGUGUGAGGAGGGCUCAAGCCCACACUCAGGCCAGGGGAGGCAGUCUCCAUCUGUGUUUGGGCCUCAGUCUGGCUCCUCAGUUCCUCCCCUUGGGCCAGCAAAGCUUUCCCAGCGGCCUCCCUGCAUUCUCUGGGGUCAGGGCAGCAGGUCCUGUCUGUCUGGUUCUCCCGUUCUCUCUUCCUAUGACUUCCACCCGACCUGCCGCCCACCCAAGUUCUGACGCCCCUGGCGGCCGGUUUCUGCACGAGCCUCGGGAUUCAGAGGCUUAUUCCUGUCUACCCGCACCCCCUGAGCAUCCCCGGACCUCACAUGGCCUCACUUCUGCAAGCUCAGAGCCAGUGCCCAUCACAGCUGUCUUCUAGGAAUUCAGAUUCAUUCCUCCUUCUCUUUCAGGUGUUCCCUCUGCCCACUUCUUCCCCAAGAUUGACCCCACCCUCUUCCUGGAGACCCCCUAGGUCUGUGCUUUCUGUGGGAGAGUCACUGCCCUGGGCUGCUGGAUGUCGCAAGAGGUCUCCUUGACCUUUAGAGAACAACAUACGGUCUGGUGCAUCCGCAGGAGAGAAUCAGAGAUAUCAGAUGGAGCAGGGUUGGCAGAGACUGAAGCUUUCAGAGGAGGGAGUGGUCAGAAUGGGCUGGAGUUUCAGGAGGAGUCUCCAGGGACAGGUGGGGGUCGAGGGGACCUUGAAGGAUCGGUGAACUUCGUGAUGAUUUGCACACUGAGCGGAACUGGAUGUUUGCCAUGUUGUGCAGGAACGGCUUGUGAGUGUGAAUGUGAUUAUGCUCAUAUACCUGAAGAUGCAGGGCUGAGCCCCGCUCUGUCCUGGACUAGUGGAAGGAGGGCCAGCCUGCCCUGCGUUCCAGACACCGAUACCUGCCUAGGGGCAAAUGUGGUGGGAGCCCCUCCCCCUGCGUAUUUCUGUGGCUCUGCUCUGUGCUCCCGGGAUCCCCAGGGGUCCGUCCUUGAAGCCCUCUUGGCCCCUCACAUCAGCUGGUGUCCUCCUCUCCUCUCCUGCUCACCGGGGACAUUUACCCCACCUACAAGAAAGCCUUUAUUUAAAGUUCUAGUAGCUAACGUUUAACGUGCUUUCAUUUCACAGAUGAGGAAACUGAAGCCCAGAGACAAGGGAGCCCUCCCCCAGGGCCACAGAUGGCCACAGUGGCUCUGACUCCUUUGGGGAGUCGGAUACCUUUUUGAAAACUGGAUAAAUGAAAAAUGCAAUCAUUUGCAUUUAAACUUUGGGGGUUCGUGGCCCCUCUAAACUUUCCCAUGGGUGUCUGGACCUUGACUCCAGCACCGUGCGGGGAGCAGAUGAACCAGAACCAGAACCAGAACCCAGCUUUUAGCCUCUAAGCCUAAUUUUCUCUCCUCCCCACCACCCAGCCUCCUGUUUUUGUGAGAGCAGGUCUGGCCUACUUUGGAGCCCUUGGCCUGUAUUUCGCUUAGGGCAGCUCUGUGCCUGGUAAAACAUUUUGGGAUGCGGACUUCCAGUCCUCCAGCCUGGUCUCUCCCACACCUGCUGGAAGUUAGUGGUGUGUGCCGUAUGUGGAGGGGGCUUUAUGGAGCAAACACUGGACUUGGAGUCUGAAGAUGCAGGGCUGAGCCCCGCUCUGUCCUUGAUUAGUGGAAGGAGGGCAAGUCGGGCCUGUGUUCCAGGCACCGAGACCAGCCUAGGGGCGGACGCGGCGGGAGCCCCUCCCCCCGGGUAUUUCUGUGGCUCUGCUCCGUGCUCUCCUGCAGGGCCCCACCCUGGGAUUCCCGGGGGUCCCUCCAUGUGCUUUACGGACUGGCCCUCCUGGCCCUUCAUGUCAGCUGCUGUCCUCCUCUCCUGCUCACCAGGCUGGUGGGUCCCUUUGCUUCCAGGGUCCCCAGUGGAGGUUUGCCAGUCGGGCCGGUAGAAGGUGACAUUGGCUGCAAAUCCCUGUGUCUGUGCCGAGGCCCCCACUACCCAGGCGUUCGUGGCACCGUCUCUGCUCUGACGGUGCCUUCUGCAGGAGCUGCUUUCCCCCUGGCUUUUGUGAGAUUUGUUGUCCCCAAGGUCUCUGCCCAGGACCCCGCGUGGGUCCCGGGACUGGGCUGGAGGGUGGAGCGCUCAGAACAGCCGCUGGCCCUGACCCAGGUGUGGGCGCCUCCACACCCUCCCUGUGCCGUGGGACAGCUAACAGGAGGGCCUCAGCGUCGCCCGGAAACAGACCCCUGGCAGGUCUCCUCUGGGGUGAACCCGGAACCUUCACGCUGGCGCCCUCAGCGCCCACCCUCAUCUUGAUGCGGGAAGCUGCACACGUGCUCCGUCAGGGCUGGAUGGUACAUAUUUUAGGUUUUGUGGGCCACAUCCCAUCUCUGUGCUGCUGCUGCUUUUCCCUUUUUUGGUAACCCUUCACAAACGUAAAACUAUUAUUAGCUCACAGGUUGCACAGAAAACAGGCCACAGGCCAGAUCUGGCCCAUGGGCUCCAGCUGGCUGACGCCUGAUCUCAGGUGGGGGGUUUCACCAGGUGGGGCUGGGGGAGUCAGGGAGGGCCUCCCGCGGAGGAAUCUCAAGCUCGGAGGGGAGUUAGGGGGCAUGUUUUAGGUGGAGGAAACUGACAGCUGCGGUGUGGGGGCUGGGAGGGGCCAGCUGUCUCUGCAGAGUGGCUA